This is a messenger RNA of Macrobrachium nipponense, 1864 nucleotides long. RefSeq names its product prefoldin subunit 6-like (gene Pfdn6). The transcript is spliced from 4 exons. Bases 115 to 513 code for a protein of 132 amino acids. NCBI's taxonomy places the organism in Eukaryota, Metazoa, Arthropoda, Malacostraca, Decapoda, Palaemonidae. Gene Ontology annotation, cellular component: prefoldin complex; cytoplasm. Gene Ontology annotation, molecular function: protein-folding chaperone binding. Gene Ontology annotation, biological process: chaperone-mediated protein complex assembly; protein folding. The record is from RefSeq and is a predicted model, not a curated record.
ACAUUCUCCCUUGUGUUGUUAUUUGCCUUCACGCCUUCGUGUUGCCUCCCGAACAUUCGUUGUACCCACACCUGACGGGAUUUUCCAUUAAAUUUGCUGUUUGACCCCUCAAUCAUGGGACCCGGCGGCGCGGAAGUGGCUCAAAUGCAGAAAAAAUUCGAGGGGGAAUUAGUGGCAUUAAAGAAAAUACAAAAAGAUCUGACGAAAACAACAACAUUACGGUCUCAGCUUGAUGGACAGCUCAAUGAAAAUAAAGUAGUUAAAGAGGAGUUGGAUCUGUUAGAUAUGAAUGCUGUUGUGUACAAGCUUAUUGGUCCAGCACUUAUCCGGCAAGACUUAGAAGAAGCUCGUCAAAAUGUGGGCAAGAGAAUCGAUUAUAUUCAACAAGAAAUAAAGCGUCAUGAGAAUGGCAUGGAAGAUUUAGAGAAAAAAGCAGAUGAAAAACGUGAUUGUAUAUCCAAACUACAACAGCAGAUGCAGCAAAUCAUGAUCAAAGCUCAAGGAUCCCAAUAGUGUAACUACGUAAUAAUUUUCCUGCGUAUUUUCUGAAUGUCAUUUGUUGCCUUCAUUAUCACUUCCAUAGCAGUUUAUUUCUGUGCUUGACUUCAUGCAAUAUAAAUGCAAAGGUGAUUGACUGCAAGGAAAUAAAUGAUCAAGACUGGCAUUAAACAUGAACUCAGAUGCAUUUUAUCAUUUCCUCCCAACUAAUUUGAAAAGUCAGGUCUUCCCAUUUCUCUUUUCUCAUCUCCCCCAUAUUGGUGGUAUUGGAUUGUUGAAAUGGGAUAUUUUUGCUGUCAGCUAUUCCCUUGUGUUCCUUUUUUUUAUGUUGCGCAAUCAUUUUUGUUAUUGAUUUACGUUUAUUACAUCUCUAUAAAUUUUUUAGAUUUUGAGUUGUUCGUUUAGAGGGCUGUGAUGGUUUUCAUAUCAGUUAUGAGUCCUGUUAGUUCAUAAUGUGAACAAAUAUUAAACUUUUUCACACUCAUUAAAGGAUAAAGUUUUAGUUAAGCAUAAAUUAAAAUUACAGGAUAUAUAUGUACAGUAUUAUAAGGAGGAGAUAAACAAUGCCAAAAAAAGGUUGUCAUAUGUUUAGAUUUACUGUACCUAGCAAGGUAUAUAGUGCAUUGUUUUAGUAAGUUGAAUAGCAAACAAAUGCACUUGCAGUAAGGAUAGCUGUUUCUGUUAUUCUUCUUGGCAUUUUCUUCUGUAUUCAGAAUUAACUGUAAAGGUAAAGAUCUCUUAAUAUAUGAAAUGUGAUAAUUUCAAUUAGACAUUUCUAUAGUGUUAGAUAAGGAAUAUGGCAAAAUUUUGUUUGGAACUAGUCAUUUGGCUUUGUAUCUAACAUGGAGUGGUCUAAGGGAAUCAAAAGCUGAAUCGUGAUCAUCCUUAUUAGUCAGGGAAAGAUUUGUAUAUCUAACAUGCAUGGUAAGUUGUAAAAGCUGCUAAGGAAUAACCUAAAUGCUUGCAGAAAUGAAGCAUAUAUUUGGUUAGCUCGGAAAUAUUUAUUGUAAUAAAAAUAUAGUGACUGUAAUCACUUGUUUCUUUGUAAUUCUGUUGAUAUAUAAUAGAGGUUACAGUGGCUAGAUUUGUUCCUUGAAACAUUCAAGUUUUAUUCACUUACAUGAAAUGAAGUUUUUGACUUUCAAGCAUAUUUAAUUAUUGACAUUUCUUCACAUACUGUACUAUAAUAUGUAUCCACAGUCACAAUUCAUAAAUAUUUUAUAUUAAUUACAGUAUGUUCUUGAUAUGUUGCAGCCUUCUUACAGUUUUGUCUUUGCGAUCUACCUUAUCAGAUCUGCCUGUGCUGUUUAAAUUAAUAGCGUUUUGUAAUAUUACAGCUUCCUUGAAUUAAAAUGUCAUGUAACUA